Messenger RNA from Sardina pilchardus (European sardine), 1643 nucleotides. RefSeq names its product translocase of inner mitochondrial membrane 17 homolog A (yeast) (gene timm17a). Gene Ontology annotation, biological process: protein import into mitochondrial matrix. The transcript has 6 exons. Gene Ontology annotation, molecular function: transmembrane protein transporter activity. NCBI's taxonomy places the organism in Eukaryota, Metazoa, Chordata, Actinopteri, Clupeiformes, Clupeidae. The record is from RefSeq and is a predicted model, not a curated record. Gene Ontology annotation, cellular component: mitochondrial inner membrane; TIM23 mitochondrial import inner membrane translocase complex. The coding region runs from base 110 to 616 and encodes 168 amino acids.
CCUUUACCGACAUCUUCUUCCGAAAUUCCGCCAUAUUGAUCACGUGGUAGUGUAAUAUCACGUGACAUGUACAGGUUUGUGACGUCAAUCGGAACACGGUAAGAACAAAAUGGAGGAGUACGCAAGGGAACCGUGUCCCUGGAGGAUCGUGGACGACUGUGGUGGUGCGUUCACCAUGGGGGCGAUCGGAGGAGGGAUAUUCCAGGCCGCUAAGGGCUUUAGAAAUUCACCUUCUGGCAUGAACCACAGGCUGAGAGGCAGCAUGACGGCCAUCAAGACCAAAGCUCCACAGCUGGGCGGGAGCUUCGCUAUGUGGGGCGGUCUCUUCUCCUUUAUCGACUGUGGGCUGGUGCAGGUUCGGGGCAAAGAGGACCCCUGGAACUCCAUCACCAGCGGAGCCUUGACGGGCGCCAUCCUCGCUUGUAGAAAUGGUCCUGUUGCCAUGGCGGGCUCAGCUGCAAUGGGCGGCAUCCUGUUGGCGCUUAUCGAGGGUGCUGGUAUCCUGCUCACCAGGUUCGCCUCCUCACAGUUCCCCACAGGGCCCCAGUUUGCGGAGGAGCCCAUGCCAGCUCCUGCGCCCGCGCCCUCCUUUGGCGACUACAGACAGUACCAGUGAGCAGCGCGCCCGCGGAGCCUUUUCUAUUCCAUGAGCUUGAGACGGGGAGGCCACCACCCCACCACCCCACCUCAUCUCACCUCAUCACCCCACCACCCCACCCUGGGGAACCUCACCUGUCCUCAAAUGCUACCAUCAAAUCAUGGGAUGACCAGAGAGAAAAUGACAUUUAAACACACACACACACACACACACACUCACAUACUUUUUUUUUUUACUUCAAGCUACCCACAGAUCGCCUUCUUUUGCUCCUUGGCCUUGUGUUUGCCUCAGUAGUUCAUCCCCCUAUCAGCUGAAUGUCCUUCCUCUGGACCAAGCAGUUGCCUUCAGCCUGUGUCUCUACAAGUGUGUUCAGUGUGUGUGUGUGUGUUCCCAGAUGUCCACGCUGGACACACACACACACACACACACCCAGGCUGGCUGAAGCAGGCAGUGAUCCUGCUGUGUUGGCUCGUAAUGUUCUGUGUUGUGGACAUAAAGGCUGUGUGCAUGUGUGACAUGCUGUUGUGUCUGUCCUGUGUGUGUGUGUGUGUGAGUGACAUGCUGUUGUGUCUGUCCCGUGUGUGUGUGUGUCUGUGUGUGUGUGUGUGUGUGUGUGUGCAUGCAUGUGUGACAUGCUUCCCGUGUGCUCAUGCUGUGAGGGCAGCAGGUGGCAUGAGGGAGCUCCAGCUCUUCUUCAGACUGACGGAGGAGAGCAGGGGAAACUGAGUGAAGAAACAUGUCCCCUUUUUUGUGUAAAAACUGGGUUCUAUUUAUUUUUUUGACGAGAGAUAUCCUAUUCCACUAGACAUUUUAUUGUAUGUAGAUCUCUGAGAUUUAAGCCUUUGUGACGGCGCAGGAGUGGAACACAAGAGACCAGUUCUACAGUACGAGUGGUGUUCCCAACUGUUCUACAGUACGAGUGGUGUUCCCAACUGUUCUACAGUACAAGUGGUGUUCCCAACUGGAUUCUGUUCCUCUCUGGAUUGUGAAUAUGAGCUGGGUCUGAGAAACAGACCAGAAAUAAUAAAUAAACACAAACAUCUGA